UCUACAAAAACUCCACCCCCACCACCUCUGGGCCACCCUUUUUUUCUGUUUCAAUGGCGGGUCUACACACCUCUCUCCGCCCACAACCACCGUCCUCCGCCGCCAACCACCACUCCUUCACCGCGAAGCUUCUUCUCCUCCUCACCCUCCUCCCCCUCACCCUCGCCGUAUUCGCCUUCCUCCUCCAAUGGCGCGGCGGCGGCGUCGAUGAUCCCAUUUCCCGAUGGUCUCCCGACGAAUCUCACAAGUUCCCCGGUAUGGAUUCAUCACCUCUCGCCACCGUCGGCCACUCCGCCUCUCAUUCUUCUGAUUGCUCCACGCUGCUGGGACACUCCACUGCUUCUUUACCGUAUUUCAGAGAUUGGAAGUUCAAAUUUGACGCCGAUCUUAAGCCCAAGAUAUGUAUUACAACUAGUACAUCUGCUAGCUUGGAGCAGAUCUUGCCAUGGAUGUUUUAUCAUAAAGUUAUUGGGGUGUCGACAUUUUUCCUUUUCGUUGAAGGGAAGGCCGCAUCUCCUUCAGUUUCCAAAGUUCUUGAAUCUAUUCCGGGGGUGAAAGUCGUAUACAGAACCAAAGAACUAGAAGAGCAACAAGCUAAGAGUCGGAUCUGGAAUGAAACUUGGUUGUCAAGUUUCUUCUACAAGCCUUGCAAUUACGAGCUUUUUGUGAAGCAGUCCCUAAACAUGGAGAUGGCGAUAGUUAUGGCAAGGGAAGCUGGAAUGGAGUGGAUACUUCAUCUCGACACUGAUGAAUUGAUACAUCCAGCUGGCGCUCGGGAAUAUUCUUUGAGGCAAUUGUUGCUUGAUGUACCUAGGAAUGUUGACAUGGUUGUUUUUCCCAAUUAUGAGAGUAGUGUUGAACGAGAUGACAUUAAAGACCCUUUCACUGAGGUGUCAAUGUUCAAGAAAAACUACGACCAUUUAACAAAAGACACUUACUUCGGCAUGUACAAGGAAUCAACCCGUGGAAAUCCGAACUAUUUUUUGACCUAUGGGAACGGAAAAUCGAUUGCUCGAGUACAGGAUCAUCUUCGCCCUAACGGUGCACACAGAUGGCACAAUUACAUGAAAACUCCAAAUGAGAUUAAAUUGGAAGAGGCUGCUGUUUUACAUUAUACAUACGCCAAGUUCUCUGACUUGACUUCUAGGAGGGAUCGGUGUGGUUGCAAGCCUACGAAAGAGGACGUCAAACGAUGCUUUAUGUUGGAAUUCGAUAGAGCUGCAUUUAUAAUUGCUUCUACUGCAACAGAGGAGGAGAUGCUAAACUGGUACCGUGAGCAUGUGGUGUGGACUGAUAAAACAAUAAAUUUGAAAUUGUCGAGGAAGGGAAUUUUAACGCGCAUAUAUGCUCCCAUGACAAUAAUCCAAGGUUUGAGGGAAUCUGGUGUAUUUAGAACGAUCAUUGCCUCGGCGCAAGAAUCUCUAUCCAAGGACAAAUUCUUAGCAUCAAUCGAGAGCAGUAACUCCUCUGUAAAAGCCGCCGAUGCUGCUGGUUCAACUGUACUGCAUCGAUCAAGAAAGAUAGGUAGAGAUAGAGAGUCUCAAUCAACGGCUAGGAAAGUUCUAGAAACAACAACACAACCCCACAUCUUUCUAGAAGAAGCGGUCCCACCAUUAUCUCCGCCAGGCAUGGAUGGUGGCCUUACGAUUGAAUCUUGAUUCGUUCUCCCGCAUGAAUUUGCUCUGCUCUUUUUCUUUCUUCGAUAUUAAAUUUUGUCCGUUUUGUGAUCGAGUUUAUUAUUAGGAAUAGGGAAGAUUUAAAGCGAGCAAGUUUUUUGAGGGGGGUUUCAAUUAUGGUCAAUCCGUUGGCUAUUUCCCGAUCAUUACCCAAGCGGAGGUGUAUACUUAUAAUGUAGACAGAGGGAGAAAAGUGGCCUUAGUAGAGAUGUUUGGCAUUGACUGAUAAUGUACAGAAAUCGAGCAUCUAAUCAUCGAAGUUGUUUUCUUUUGGUUGUUGUAUAGUGCUAGUACAUCUUUUAAUGAAUAUGCUGUUUUUUUUUAUUUUUAUUAAAUUUGUGCGUUUUGGGUUAAUAUUAUAUACUAGUUUCGGUUU
Erythranthe guttata (spotted monkey flower) is the source of this 2052-nucleotide messenger RNA. Its product is annotated as glycosyltransferase-like KOBITO 1. NCBI's taxonomy places the organism in Eukaryota, Viridiplantae, Streptophyta, Magnoliopsida, Lamiales, Phrymaceae. The record is from RefSeq and is a predicted model, not a curated record. Gene Ontology annotation, biological process: cellulose biosynthetic process; response to abscisic acid.